CAGUCGGCUCACGCUGCCCGCGCAGCCAACCCGCGUGCGUCACUCCCGCGCUCCUCUUCCGACAACACGAUUCGUCGAUACAAAUUUGGAACGUUUUCGACCGGUAAAGUCGCCGCAACUGUCGCUUUUGAACUGCGAACAUUUGCGACUGCCGGGUCUAUUUUUGCAGUGGACAGUGCAUUGCUACAUAAUUUCGUUACGUUCAGUAAAAUAUCUUAGUAGAUAACUGUGAAGUGCCGUGUGUAAGCUUUCGUAGGUGUGAAACUGCAGUAUUUUUACUGUAUCAGUGAAAUGGAAUCAAUUCUGUGAAAAGUGUGAAGUUUUGUUCUGUACCAUCAGUGACUUGCUGACUUGCGGAUACGUUUCACCGGUUACGAGACAAAAAGUGCAUUGUGAUCGAAUGCAUGUGACUAUGGGGUAUUGAAAUGGCUUUUCCCCCUAUGCAUAGUCUGAUUUAUGAAUGAUCCCGAGACAAGCCGAAGAGUGGCAGGCGAAGAGAGACGGGAGACGCCCCGCCAAUAACAUGUAACCACCGACCCACAACCAACCAAAAACAAAACAACUCUUCAAAUUCAUGAGUCUACCCAGAUUACAUGAUCAAGACAACCCCUAGCAAAAAGUAUUUAUUAUACUUAAGUAAACGAAUCUAGUCGCUAACGCACUUGGAAUACGAAGCCAAUUAAACACGUUUUUUUAUAAGUACAAAAUUAGACUGAAGGAUUAGAUAGAUGAGAACAAAAGUGCUGAAGAGGAGAGCCGCUUGAAUCGAUUUGUAAAUAAAUUGAAUUUCAAAGAGGCUCAGCUAUAAACAUCAAGAUGUCUGCAAGUUUCGAGCCUUCAGCCAUGAAGAGCAGUUUCUCCCUAUCGUCGCUGGGCACCGCGCCCGCGCCCCCUGGCGGCCGCGCCGAGCAACUGGAGCGGCCCUACCACAGCCUCACUAAAAAGAGGAAGGAGCCAUGUCGCGAGGCGUGGCGCCGGAGCUGGGGCUCAGCGGCUAGCGGAGGCAGCUGCGGGGACGACCUGUGGCCGCUGCUGCAGCACCACUACGACUAUAUCAUGGAUAACCAUCUCAUUGAUACUUGCAAGGAAGCGAACGGCGAGCUAACGUCAGUAGUCAACUCGUUCAGUUCGCACCGCGCCUUCAACCGGCAGUGGAGCCUCAGUCAGCUGUUAGCCGAGUUCACUGACCUCUGCCGCUGGCUGAGCGACGUGCAGCGCGAGAUCUACCGCAGCCGCGAGAGCAUCGCCAGCCGCAAACUGCGCACCAACCGCAUGUCGGAGCUGAUCUCGCUGGAGGGGCGGCGCGCCAAGUUCACGGAGCAGGCCGCCGCCAUCGUGGACCGCAUCCCCGAGGCCAGCGCCGAGGUGACCUGGCGAGUGGAGCAUUUGAAUGUCAAGUGGGAAGGCCUCCGCCUGCUGCUCAGCCCAGAACAACAGAGCAAGGAUGAUGACGGCACUGAUGAUAGUGUUGACACGGCCCACGAGCUCCGGUGCCUCCGGCGCUGGCUGCACGGCAUGGAGGGCCGUCUGCCGCCGCCGUCGCUCGCCGCAGCCCGAGCUCAGCCCUACCACCACCUGCUGCGGAGGUUGAAUGAACAUCAGGUAUUGCAGAAAGACGUCGAAUGCCACGGCAGGAUAGUGUCGUCAGUGGUGCGACUGUGCGGCGGAGGUGAUGCGGCCAGAGCUCUGGAGAGACGCUGGCAUCUACUGUAUCUGCGGGCUAUAGAGUGGCAGUGCCAUCUGGAGGCGUGCCUGGCGAGGAUUGAUAAUCAGGUGGGCAUAACAGCGGAUGAGGCGAGCGACAGUGACUCGGAGCCGGUGCUGAAGCAGCCGCGCCUGUCUCGACGCGGGUCGCCACGACGGUCGCCGCGACGGUCGCCGAGGCACGAGCGACGCAGGCCGAGGCGACGGGACUCUGGCUCACAGGAAGAGAACGAGUACUCCGUGACGUACGCAUGGCGCUCCGACUCGGACAUUGAGCUGACGGACGACGGAUCCAACAUGGCGGACAACAUGGCUGACAACAUGGCGGACAAAAUGGCGGAGCGACGCGUGCCGAGCGACGGCGACGCCAUGGCGGAUAGACUCACUGACCAGACCGUGCCCGGCGCUGAUAUGAUUGAUGGCGCACUAAACCACACGGACCUAAACGACAGCAGGACGAAAACGCCACCGACAGUGAUCAAGCGAAAGAAACCCGUAAACACAUCGAAGUUCAACCAAUCGGACAGAAAAUCCAAAAACUGCGCCACAUUCUACUUCCGCCAUCACGAUACGGACUCUGACAGACAAAUGAUCGAGACUGAUGAGAAAUCGCAAGAAGAAUCGUCAGAGGAAGAAUGGACUUACGUCGGUGGCGCUAAGGUUGCCAACGAAGAUUCAACCGAUAUCAUGACGUCCUCCGUUGAAAUUCAGUGCGAAUUGCCACUGGAAAAAGAAGAGCCGAAAUCCAAUUUCACAACAUCAACACCGGAUCUGCUUCGCGACCAGAACCAGAACACUCGAUGCAAGGAUAUAGAGAGGCUGGUGAUUCAGGCAGAGGAAUUAGUUCAGAAGCAAGCACAACAGCAGAUGAUAAAGAAGAAAGGUAGAAGUUUGAAGCCGCUGAUGUUUGAUGAGGAAGGGAAGUCGGCCAACAGAGCCAAGAUGUCCAGGAUUAAGGAGUGGCUGAACCAGAGUAGUGAGGGGAAGAAUGAUAAUAAUCAGGAUCGUGAGAGCUACGACGCAUCAGGCGAAUACACUACUGAGAGUGAAGUGGACACCUCGUUGACUUCUGAAGAGCGGAACAUUCACUCUUCGAUGGAUAUGAGUACUUCCACUUGCACGGUGACUCCCACGCAUCAUGCUAAGGUGACGCUACGCAAGAAACGCGGCAACAACUCAAACCGCCCAUGGUCAGUCUCCUGCUUAUCACAACUAAGCGGCGUUGCCACAUCGCUCGCGGCCACGCCCACCGCUUGCGACGUUGCCGCUAUGGGCCGCACCAACAUGUCCAUAUCCGAGUCUGCUCUGAAUACGCUUGAGACGCAAGGCGUGGGUGGUGGUGAUGCGAAGCUGAGGGGAAGUUCUACUACGGUUCAGGGCCACGUGUCCAGUACCAACACGGUGACAGAAGCGUGCACAUCGUGCGUGGACGACAAGCCCGGCUGCAUGCGCCGCAAGAGACUGCUGUCCCGCCGGCGAGGUACCCCAGUGCGUCGCGAGCGGCUAGUGAAGUCGCUGUCGUUCUGCGGCCGGCUGAGCCCCGAGAUCGAGAUGGAGAAGAACGAGCGAAGCGCCGCCAGCGACCCCGCCACUUCUAGGAAGAAUCAUAGAUUCGACACAACAUCAACGUCAGGCAACGACAGCGACGACGAACUAAUUCGCCAGCAGUUAGCCACCAUAGCCCACCUGCGCAGGAGCAUAGAGAAGACGCAUAUAUCUGGCAAAGAGGACGGAACUAUCCCGGAGCAAAAUGAAGAGGGCGUUAGUGUCGCGCCGGCGUUUAAGUUGGGACCUAAUGGCGGGGAGGUUAGACCGAGGCACGCAAAAAGCGUAGACCGCGAGCGCAAUCUCCUAGCCAUGUCUCUCGGCAACCCCAACGAGAUGUGGGACCUUGGAGUCGACAAGGACUCCGAUGUGGAUAGGAGCGUCAACACCGGGACCGAGGAACAUAGCUCGUUUUCAGAGCAGGCUUGGGACUUUUAUCAGGAGAAAUACAACUCUGAGAACUACUCCGAAGCGCCCGACUCUGACGCGGCGCGUCGCCUUUUGGAGUUCGGCGACGACUAUCGAGCCUUCCUCGACUCACAGUCCGACUGCUGCUCCAGCCUGUCCGCCUGUCCGCCCGACCACAGCCCCACCCGACGCCGUCGUCCGACCGAUGUCCGCACCCACAAGAGACCCGGCAAGACGGGCGAUGUGGACACACCCACCCGCAAACCCAAGAAAAGCAUGUCGAGCGCUGAGAGAAAGAAGAAUCUGCUGGAUAGUCUCGAAAGGUCUAGGAAUAAUACGAGCAUUGAGAGCAAUGAUGGUGGGAGGAGGAGAAAGCCGUCGGAAGGCGAUCGGAAAGCUAAAAGGUCUCCAGAGUUUGAUCUUUUAAAUAUACAGGCGUUGAGUCGCAGGCGUCACAGCUCCAACUUAACUAGCGAUGAGAUCAACAGCUCUUUGGAGUACACCGAAGUGAAUAACAGACCGGAUUUGCUCGACUCCUUGAACAGGCGUAGGAGGAUUAUGGACGCGCAAAACGAGUCGGAGCUCCAAAAGGUUGCCUUGUCAGAGCUGCGUAGACGCUCGACGGAGAAUGUGGAUUCGGAAGACGAAUCCUCGAGCCCUAAAAAGCACAGUCGCAGGAACCACUGGAGCGGGGACUCGGAUUCGGAGUCGGAAGAAGUGAGGACGCUGAUUCAUCGGUCUAGCACGCAGCUUGAAGCGGCGGAGGCCAUUUUGGAGCGCCAGGAGUCGUCGCCUGACCUGCUCCGCGCAUUCGACUACACGGACAUCGUGACUCGAUGCCGGGAGAAUAUCAACUUGUUGGACGCAGCUCUGGCCGCGGGGAACCUGUCUGCCACACUGCAAAGAGAUAUUAGAGCGGUAUCCGCGCGAUGGUCGGCACUGCGGGUCGCGGCGACACGUCGCGGCAGCGCGCGCCGUCUGCGCCGCGAGAUGGCGGCACUACGCGACACGCUGGACGAGAUCUGCGACAACGAGGGCGGAGUGCCGCAGCCGCAUACCCGGGCCCAGCUGCAUAGGAGGAUCGAGGAGUUGAAGGAGCGUCUCUCCCGCCUCCUGGAGUGCAAGGUGGCGAUGCUCAAGCUGACGGUGUCGGUGCGGCGCGCCCUCGGGGACUCGGACGAUGACACGCUGGCCGGCGAGCUGGCCGCGCUGCUGGCUGCGUGGGAUGAGGCUCAUAGUCGGACAUCGAACGAGCUAAUCUCGCUGGAGAAGACAAUAUGCGCGUGGGCGGAAUGGGAGAGCGCACUGCGGGAGCUGCAGGGCGCUCUGAGGGGAGACCUGGCCACGGUGCAGUCGCUACGGGAGAGGGGAGGCACGGGAGACCAGACUGAGGUCGCCAAUCAGAUACGGCAACUCGCUGCGAGCUUGGUUGAUAAGAAGAAGGGCGGUUCAAGCUGCGACUCGCUCUCCGACUCGGGUAUAUCCGACGGGGACAGCGAGGGCGCCGGCGGGCGCGCGCGGCGCCUCUCCGCGCUGCGCGAGCUGGCGGCCAGACUGCAGGCUGCGCUCGCGCAUAACUCGCCCGCGCAUAAGGCUAUUACUAAGCGUAUGGAGCAAACGGAGAACGAAGUGAGAACGCUUCAGGAGUCAUGUCGCGCACUCGUCGAGCUCAGCAUUCCCGAUCUGAAGAUUACUGAGGAACCAAACCGCAAGGUAACAAUAGUAGCUGGUAACAAGACGGGCUCUGGUGACCCCGACUUCACCCCGCGAGGUAGCUGGGUGUGGCGCGUACUGCGAUCAUCACUGCCCAUACAACUGUGCCUGGUGGCCUUACUACUGGCCGCCUGGCUGGUCGAGAGACCUAGAUGCUGUGAUGCCUUGAACUCACUCGCCCAAACCCUGACCCCACAGCUCCGCUACGUCCAAGGCCCACCGCCCAUGUGAAGACAGAGAUAUGUCGUAGUUGGAUUUAGUAAUCUGUUUGUGAUGAGUAGGGCACUAGGGCUAGCACUAAAAAUUAACAUGAACGCGGAUAGCUGUUAUGGAAGUUUUGCGUUGAUGUUAGUUUGUGUUGCCGUCAGUUGAGAUUGAGUUGGUAGGUUGGUGAAUGAUUCGUGGAGGUCCAUGGACAUUAUGAGUGCAAUCGGGAUGAGUAUUGUACGCUUUUGGUAUGAAGUUACUUAUGUAACGAAGCGUUUUACUGUCCUAGAUUCGGGGCAUGGUUUCAAUCAGUUAUGUAUCAGUGACGCUAUGAAUAUAGUGAAAGAAUGAAAUUACCUUGUGUAAUGUGUUUAUUCUGAUUGUUACUGGUUAUGCCUUGAAUGCACUUUAAAUGUUGCUAUGGGGCGAAGAAGAGUUUUUGGAGAUACUUCGGUGUAGACAGAAAUGUCGUAUUUGUGGAUGACAUUGUAUUCUGUUAUACAAUGGUAGGUAGGAAACAGUAUGAAUAUUUUUUUAGUUGGUAGUCGGUAAACUUGAUAGUGUGGCAGUAUAUUGACGAUUUCGGGGACUGCUAUAAGUUACGAAAGUAGGGCAGCGAAAGAGCUUUUAGUAUUCUUUUACUAACAAAAUACUUUAGAGUAUAUUACCCGAGAGACAAUAUCUGUAGAAUUUGUUAUACCAUGUCUUGAAACAAAUACUAUCAACAUAUCAGUAUCUAAAGAUCAGUAAUAAAAAAAUUUAAAACUAAUUGUUACAAAUGAAUGAAAAAAGUUAAUUGAAUUUUAUAGAUUAUUACCGAUCCGUUACAAUACUAACAAAUUACUAUUGAUUGCUCACUUCAAAAAGUUCAAAUAAAGUGUUCCAUUAUAAAAAAUCAUCUGUAUCAGAUGUAGUUCAAACUAGUUAGUACGUUUAGUAUUAAAAUACUAACAAUCUGACAAGUUUUUAAUUAGUUUAGUUUAGACGCAUGCCUAUUUUUAGUACAAUUAUUUAAUAAACUAUUAAUAGGUCAGGAUGCGCUAUAAAACUAAGAUGUGUUCCUCUUUUUGACUAAAAUAAACUGUGGCCUUACGUAAAGUAUGACAAAAUAAGUUGGUAAUUUAAAGACUGAAUACCUGUAAUAUGUUUCAAUUUGUACUUCUGUCUCUUAUUACCUAGAUAUUAAAUAUAUUUUAGAACUAAAACGUAUACCUUCCCAGUUUUUUACUACAUAUUUUGUAAAACGUUUACAGUAUUUUUGUUUCAUUAAUAAUACAAUAUGAUUAUUUAAUUGACAUGUCAUUCUAAUUUGUAAAUCAAGAAAAACUCUAUAAUAUGAAAUUCGAAUCGUGUCUAUAUUCCCUAAUUGUUUUUCGCGUGCAAUUGUUUUUUUUUUAUUAUAUGAAGAGUAUUCUGUAUGAGUAUAGGUGUUCUGUAAGAAGAUUUUUAAUUCAUUCCAGUUACAUGUUUUGUUUCAUUUAAAAAUAAUAAUAUUUUCUUUAUUCAUCGCCAACAAAGUAAGAAAUAAGUAAAGCUGCCUUAAAUGUAGGAUUAAUUAAGUGUUAGUGACAAUGCCUAGGCAAAUCAUAUUUUGAAACUAUGAGACUACGAACAUUUUAUUACCUUCUACGGAUUUUAACUGCACUGUUUAAAUUGUGUAGUGGGCGCAAAUACCGGAAGGGUAAUAGAAUAACCACCAAUUAAUGCCUCAUUUAAUCUUCAAACUAUACCUAGAUACAUUGAUGAAACAUCCAAUUACAUUGUUAAAAACUCAUUUUACGUAAUUAUAAUCCAUCCCUUGGACCAUUUUACUAAAAUCGUUAAAAAAUAUUAAGUAAUAUUUCUCUUGUUUGUUUCAAGCAUUAUAUAAUGCACCUUUUAUUUCAAUUAAUCAAGAAAAUCCAAAAUAAAUUCUGUUUUCUGUAGUGUUAACAUCUUACAUUAGGACGAGGCUGAGGUUUUUGGAUUCAUACAUACGGCCUUAACCUUUUUUUUAAUUUUUGAUGAUUAAGAUCUUUAAACAUUAGAAAUGUGUGUAUAGCGCAUUCUAUAUUUGGAUGUGGUAGCUUAAAAAUGAAACUUUCUCUGUGGUUUAAAAUUAA
Plutella xylostella (diamondback moth) is the source of this 7679-nucleotide messenger RNA. NCBI's taxonomy places the organism in Eukaryota, Metazoa, Arthropoda, Insecta, Lepidoptera, Plutellidae. The record is from RefSeq and is a predicted model, not a curated record.